Molecule: messenger RNA, 1246 nt
Organism: Dromiciops gliroides (monito del monte)
Lineage: Eukaryota; Metazoa; Chordata; Mammalia; Microbiotheria; Microbiotheriidae
Gene: RNF121
Product: ring finger protein 121
Exons: 9
Coding region: 38-1018 (326 amino acids)
Cellular component (GO): Golgi membrane; endoplasmic reticulum membrane
Molecular function (GO): ubiquitin protein ligase activity; metal ion binding
Source: RefSeq, a predicted model, not a curated record
AGGGGGCGGACGCAGGCGCAGAUCGAGAGUGGGGAAGAUGGCGGCGGUGGUGGAGGUGGAGGUUGGAGGUGCCGCCGGUGAACGGGACCUGGAGGAGGUUGAUCUUUCAGACCUGUCCCCUGAGGAACGAUGGAGGAUCGAGCACGCACGGAUGCAUGCCAAGCACCGUGGCCACGAGGCCAUGCAUGCAGAGAUGGUCCUCAUCCUCAUCGCCACCCUGGUAGUGGCACAGCUGCUCUUGGUUCAAUGGAAACAGAGGCAUCCCCGAUCCUAUAAUAUGGUGACCCUCUUUCAGAUGUGGGUUGUCCCCCUCUAUUUCACAGUGAAGCUACACUGGUGGAGGUUCCUGGUGAUCUGGGUCCUGUUCUCUGCUGUUACCGCCUUUGUUACUUUCCGAGCCACUCGAAAACCUUUGGUGCAGACAACCCCAAGGUUGGUUUAUAAGUGGUUCUUGCUAAUAUACAAAAUCAGCUAUGCCACUGGAAUCAUUGGUUACAUGUCUGUGAUGUUCACUCUCUUUGGGAUUAAUUUGUUAUUCAGAGUCAAGCCAGAAGAUGCAAUGGAUUUUGGAAUCUCCCUCCUGUUUUAUGGCCUCUACUAUGGAGUCCUUGAGCGGGACUUUGCAGAAAUGUGUGCAGACUACAUGGCUUCCACAAUAGGAUUCUACAGUGCUUCGGGGAUGCCUACCAAGCAUCUCUCAGACAGUGUCUGUGCAGUGUGUGGGCAGCAGAUCUUCGUGGAUGUCAAUGAAGAGGGCAUCAUUGAGAACACAUACAGACUGUCCUGCAACCAUGUAUUUCACGAGUUCUGCAUCCGUGGAUGGUGUAUUGUGGGAAAGAAGCAGACGUGUCCCUACUGCAAAGAGAAGGUGGAUCUCAAGCGGAUGUUCAGUAACCCAUGGGAGCGGCCUCAUGUCAUGUAUGGACAGCUGCUCGACUGGCUCCGCUACCUUGUGGCCUGGCAGCCAGUCAUCAUUGGACUGGUACAGGGAAUCAACUACACGCUGGGUCUGGAGUAAGCGUGGAGCACAAGGGAAGCAGGGGCAGAGGGCUCUGUGGCAAGCAGCCCACCAGCCUGAGGCCCCUGGCCUGAACCAGCCUCCUCCCCUCAACACAGCUGGCAAAGACCUCAUCAUCCUCAGCUCCAAGGGAAGACUCUUGUUUCUGGGGGUGUGGCAGUGAACCAGCCCAUGGGGGCUCCCGGACAGGGAGGUUCUUUUUAAAAGAAAAUUAUUUUAAUGACUAUA